AUUUGGUUUUCCUUACAUUCGAACAGAGUGCACGCAGACAAUGACAGCACUGAAUGGCACUUUCCACAGUCCAUACUAUCCACAAAACUAUAACAACAAGGCCUGGUGCAAGUGGCAUAUUGAAGUCCCUUGGAAUUACGCUAUUCUGAUCACUUUUGAUGACGUCAGUUUAGAGUGGAUUUGCUAUUGUUGUGACUUUGUCAACGUGUGGGAAACAUUAAUGAACGGAACAACAACUUUGAUUGGUUCAGUCUGCGACAUGACAACGCCUCAAUUAAAUUCCACUGGUAACAAUGUUACAGUUAUUUUUCGAUCAGAUGAUACUCUGUCAGGCAAAGGAUUUCGUGCCAGGUACCAAGCUAUAAAGAUUAGGGCAGCCAAAACAACUACUAGCACAACCCCUGCCUCAACUCAGACAAACAUGGUCAAAGACAAAGUAACUACGACGUCAUCAAGCGUAGAGACCACUCAAGAGAUAUCUUCUACUAGAGAGAGCAAACUCAGCUCUCCAGAUAAAACAGAUCACACCUCCAUGACAAGAGGAGAAGGUUUGUCUGACACAUUGGACGAUGGAAGAGAGUCUGAGUCAAACACCUCCCUAAUUGCUGGAUUGACUGCAGCUUUGGUAGUAAUUUGUGCGAUACUCGCAAUAACUUUGUUUUGUUUUCACAAAAAGCGGCGUAGUAGGGAAAAUCAAAACAACCGGAACACACCUGCAGUGAGCUUUCAACCGGACGAGAAAGCAGUCUCCAUUUACGCCACCCCCACGGAUGAGUGUAACACGAGUUCUGGCUGUGAUGAAGAAGAAAAUGAUAAUCGUUACACAUAUGUCAACCCGCCUGGAAUCGAUGAAACAGUGAAGGAAAGCGACAACCCAUUGUACGAAAGUGCUGAAAGCGGGAAGACAGCUGAUGCAGGAAUGUAUGAAAGGUAG
Messenger RNA from Pocillopora verrucosa, 934 nucleotides. The record is from RefSeq and is a predicted model, not a curated record. NCBI's taxonomy places the organism in Eukaryota, Metazoa, Cnidaria, Anthozoa, Scleractinia, Pocilloporidae.